Messenger RNA from Ustilago hordei, 1479 nucleotides. RefSeq lists its product as uncharacterized. Lineage: Eukaryota; Fungi; Basidiomycota; Ustilaginomycetes; Ustilaginales; Ustilaginaceae. Bases 1 to 1479 code for a protein of 492 amino acids. The record is from RefSeq and is a predicted model, not a curated record. The transcript has a single exon.
AUGCCGAUCUCUAUCAAGUCUCCCUUUGCUCCGCUCACUUCGGUGGUCUCCAAGUACAUCUCAGACCACAAAGCCCGCGUAGCAGCACAAAGGGAAGCUCAGGGCACCACUUCCGGCCCCACUGGAGCUGAGGUCGAUGCCCACGUCGCCAGUACUCUCUCUCGCAAACAAGGUGCUGCACUCCUCGCCUUCCAGCUCCAACCCGCCCUCGACCUCCCCUCAGUGCAAGUCGACAACGAGGGUCGAACUCUCGGCUUGGAAGACCCCAACGACGCUUCUCUCAAAGAUGACCCAAACACAGCCCUCCGCGCUUCAGCUCGACCCUACGUCGUCCCUGUAACCUCGGUCUCCGAUCCUGCCCUCCUCGCAGAGGUAGAGGAGGUCACCUACGGCAUUCUAACUUCCAUCCCUCUCUUCCCACUUCCCGAUCACGCAUCAAACGACGUCGAGGGUGUCAAUCAGUACGGCUUCACCGAUCCCCGCAUUUACGGCGGAACGUCAUUCGAUCUCGUUGGCAAUGGAAUGCAUGAACCGCUCAACAUCAUCAUCUCCUCCCACUCCUCCCCCUCAAUCCUCACUCGUAAAGGUUUCCAGUCCUACUGUCGAGCGCUCGACUUUGAUCGAGAAUGUCUCGCUAUUCACGCUGGAGGUUACCAAAAGGCUUUUAUUGAUCCGAGGGGGUGGAGAGAUCAAGAAUUCAUCUAUAGCCAGGUCUAUACCCCUUUCGAUCACGUUUUUGGUACCUGUAUCGAGUCCUUGGUCGGUGGAAACCAUAUUAGAGCUUGGCAACAGCAGGGUUCACAAGCCUGGUUCUUGGCCACAAGCAGAGAGGAGGAUGCAAGUAAGAAUCAUAUGAUCAUCCCCAACGGUUACAAUAUCGGUCGUAACCAGCUAGUGCAGAUGGCCUUGGGAAAGAACAAGGAUGGAAUGACCAGUUUCAUGUUGACAAAGUACAGCACCAAGGUGGAGUUUGUCGCUGGCUUGAUGCCCCAAGGUAUGCAAGGCGUCAAUCAUGAUAUAGCUGUAGAUGGCUUGACUGCCGUCUUGACUGUGACCGUGGUGGAGGCGGACAAGUCGCGUUGGUUUGGAGCCAAGGAGGUCGGCACGGAUUCCGCUGAGCAGGUCGUGGAUGAAGAGAAGGAAGGAGGAUGGGAGCAGAGCGCUGAUGUGGUCGACCCUGCUGCACCUGCCCAAGAGGCGCAUGACAGCCGAGAGAAGAGCAGCAGACCUAUCUCGUUGGCAAAGAGGUACAGGUUCGGCAGUAAGCCUCGCCAGAGCACCGACCAGCCGCAGCAGCCGGUGACAGAGAAAAACACCGGCGUCUGGACAAAGUUGACGAGGUUGUCCGCUGCUCCUAAGCAUCAGCCUACUGCCACAACCAUUGCUGCUGAAGGCGGUACUAGUGCUGAAGCAGGCAGCUUGCCCGCCUCUGUCGGACAGGCAACUGGCGCCGUCGCUGCACCCGCCAUCGCCGCCUAG